AUGAUUAUCGACCGUAGAUGGCGGCUCUCUAAAUAAUAAUUAGACAAAGAAUAUGAUACGCUUCACAGCACUUCAAAUAUUCCUUGCAUGUAUCCUAACCUAUAACACUGAACGUUGAACGUUUUAAGAUUCAAAAGCCAGAUAUUAUAUGAAUCAGAUAAAUGUCAAUUCAAUAAAUGCUAAAAAUUGGGCAAUCAAGUACUUAUGAUUUCGUUUCCAAGAAAAUAAUUUCAUAGAUAGAUUUUAUAAUAUCUUUAAAACGACCAUAUUCUCAAAAAACAUCUAUUGGCGCCAAUAUCUAUGGGAAUAUCAUAUCUUUUAUAGAUAUGAAAUUUGUUUUGAGAAAAUCAAACAAUUUUCAUAUCUAACUUAUAGACAUGGAAAAUUGUACGAUACGAUGCCGUCUGUGUGGCAUUAAAUCUCUAUCAGAGUGUUCGAAAUAUAUCUUUGAUAAAGCGACUAAUUUAGCACAGAUAAUAAAUGAAACGUUACCAAUCAAGGUUUCUCAAGAUGAUCUUUUCAAAUACAUAUGUUCAGAUUGUUAUAAUAGAGUUACUAGUCAUUAUGAUUUUAUUCAAAAUAUAUUGACAUGUUCGAAAGAAACUGAAGCAAAAAUCAUCUCCCUUUUUGAAGUUAACAAAAAUGACAAAUUAGAAAAUGUGGCAAUUUCUAAAUUAGAUGAUGAUAUGAUAUAUUCCUGUCCGAAUUGCAACAGAGAUUUAAUGAUUUUAAUGAAACAGACUCCUGAAGACUGUAAUGCGUUUCAAAUUUCACUAGCUGUUGUAGAUCAAAUCGAAAAAUUAGCAGAAAAAAGUGUGCAAAUAUGUGAAAAUACAGUGGAAUUUAUUAAUGUUUACACAAAGAAAUCAAAUAUGAAGGAUAAAUUACAUGAAUUGUCAUUGAAUAAUAUCAAGAAUGAAAGUAUGAUAAAGAAACAAGACAGCAAUGGUAUAUAUAGAAAUUUGCCCAUAUUGCAAAAGAAUUCUGAUACAAAUCCUUGUAUUGUAUCAACAAAUAUAUCGUGUGAAACAAAUAAAAGUACAAAGAGUAAAUUUCAAGAAAAUGUUUUUGUCAAAACAGCAGUUAAUCCUACUAGGCAAAAAUUAGAAACGAAAUUAAGUGAAAUAAAACAAAAUGCCCAUCAGUUCAAUAGUGAUUAUAAUAAACCACAUAUAGUUAGUAUUAGGAAAAUGCAAUCAGAAAUUAAUGUUGAGGAAUAUUUUAGCGAAAGAAUUAAAGAAAAUGACAACACAGAAAAUAUGGCAAAAAGCAAAGGCCUCAAUAUGAAUAUUAUUGACUCACAAGAUCAAGAAGAAGAAAUAAACUCGAACAUUGAACAUUGGAAACAAAAUACCGAUGAAACUUGUAAUGAUUAUAAUAAGUCAAGUAUAGAUGACUUAAUGUUUCAAUCAGAAAACGAUGUUUCGGAAAAUGAAACAGAACUUAAAGAAAAUGAUGAUACAAUAGACAUGACAAAAAUAGAAGAAAUGGAUAUCGACAAAAGUGAUAACACAAACGACAAUAAUAUCGAUAUUUUAAGAGGUAAUCUAAAACAUGUGUGCAACUUGUGUGGUGCUCGUUAUAUUUCAAAAAUGAAAUACGAGUUUCACAUGGAAAGACAUAAAUUGAACAAAAUAGACAGAUAUGUUUGUCUUAUAUGCGACAAAGAAAGUAAAAAUGAAAAUUUGUUAUGGGAUCACUACCUUCACAUGCAUAAGAGGCCACAGCAAUACAUUUGUUUAGACUGCAAUAAGGUAUUUACAAGAAAGUUGGAUUUAAAUGAGCAUCAAAAGAAUCACAAACAUUCUGGUUACAAAAAAACAUCUGUUAAUGAUGACAUGGACCAUGAUCAGGCGCAGGAUGCAAUGAAGGAGAAGCGAAAAUGCACCGUCUGCAGAAAAUUGAUAAAGGAUAUUGAUCCAAAUGCUAUCAAUGAUCUAGCAACGUGUGCCUCCUGUGAAGAUUCUAGUGCGUGUCUGAUGAUCGAUGGUGAUGUAGCAAAAGUGGCUUUGCAGCGACAAUAUCAAUGUUUGAAGUGCCGUAAGCACUUUUUACGCCGGGAAAGACUCGAGUUCCACGAAAUGCGACAUAACGAGAAUAUGAACGAAUUUAUUUGCAGCACAUGCGGCAAAGAAUUUAGUGGUGAGAAUUCCUUGUACGAGCAUUAUCUUUUUGUACACGUAGGGGCUAGACCGCAUAUCUGCGAAGUAUGUGGCAAAUCGUUUCAGCUGAAAGCGCGAUUAAAGGAACACCUUCGAAAACACACGGGCGAGAAGCCUUAUCAAUGCGAAAUCUGCGGUCAGCGCUGCAUGACUUCGCACUCACUGAAAUUCCACAAGAAAUCUCAUUUCCCUGUUCGCCACGCUUGCAGCGUAUGUAACAAAUCGUUCCUCAAGAAGCAGAACUUGAAUGAACAUCUGGAGAAGCACUGGAAGAAAGACAAGAAUGUAAAACUUCCGCGAAUAUUCACAUGUUCCUUGUGCAAUUGCGAUCUACCGACCUAUCGCAUGCUGAAACAUCACAUGAUUGGGACCCACAAACUCGAUCGUCAAGACCCUUUGAUAACGGAACAGAAACCGUUGUAUGAGUGUAACGAGUGUCAUGAGAAAUUCAAGCAUCAAAUGUCGCUCAAGGCGCACAAGGAGAAAGUGCACGAAGGCAGAAUUUAUCCCCGUAUAUUUCAAUGCGAUAUGUGCAAAGCUGAAUAUAAGGUAAAGCAGAUGCUCAUAAAUCAUAUUAGGAGUAAGCACAAUGGUGAGAAACGAUACAAGUGCGCUAAAUGCAAUAUGAAAUUCAUGGAUACCAAGAGCUUGUAUCAUCACGUUUUAUUGCAUACUGGUAGAAAACCGUUCUCCUGCGAGUUCUGCAACAUGAACUUCAGGCGAAAGAGUGCCAGGGACAUUCAUCGUCGUAAGCACACAAACGAAUCUUAUCAGUGUACGGAUUGCAACGAAUCAUUUGGUAGCUACAGCAGUCGCUCAAACCAUCGCAAAAAGGUACAUGGGAAUAAUAAAAUUGAGUGUCAUGAAUGCGGAGAAAAAUACGAUACGACACAAGAAUUUAAAAUUCAUCUGAACAAGCAUCUUGGUGAACAACUGAAUAAAUUAAAAAGCUUAUAAUGAUAAUAGUAUGUACACGAAUGUGAUUUAGCAUGUACACAAAUGAUUAUACAUUACACGAUACACAAUUGAUUAUCUAAUAUUAUAUAAAAUAAAUAAUGUAUCGAUGUGAUCACAUAAAAUUUAUACGAUAUUUCAUGCAAGCAAUUGGUCAAAUAAUUAGUUCGUUUUAAAAUAAAUUAAAUAAUGUAAUUUGUA
Messenger RNA from Pogonomyrmex barbatus (red harvester ant), 3317 nucleotides. RefSeq lists its product as uncharacterized. Gene Ontology annotation, biological process: regulation of transcription by RNA polymerase II. Gene Ontology annotation, molecular function: DNA-binding transcription repressor activity, RNA polymerase II-specific; zinc ion binding; RNA polymerase II cis-regulatory region sequence-specific DNA binding. The record is from RefSeq and is a predicted model, not a curated record. NCBI's taxonomy places the organism in Eukaryota, Metazoa, Arthropoda, Insecta, Hymenoptera, Formicidae. Gene Ontology annotation, cellular component: nucleus; nucleoplasm.